Hylaeus anthracinus is the source of this 878-nucleotide messenger RNA. RefSeq lists its product as uncharacterized. Lineage: Eukaryota; Metazoa; Arthropoda; Insecta; Hymenoptera; Colletidae. The record is from RefSeq and is a predicted model, not a curated record. The transcript is spliced from 6 exons. Bases 42 to 743 code for a protein of 233 amino acids.
CGUUCAACCACUCUGUUCAAAGAGAGUUAGUUUCCCCGAGUAUGGACAAAUUCAAGAUGAAGGACGACAAGUACACGAGACCCGAGCAUCAAGAAAUUUUAGACGAAUUCACUCGAGUUCGAGAUGCAUACGUGGCUUUAAAAACUUACUGCGACUCUCAAGAGGAAACACUGAAGAUGGAAAACGAGCGGUUAGAAAGAAUGAAAGGGAAUUUGGAAAGACUAUCGAAAGUAUGUCUGCUUCUCGAGAAUCGAUACAAGUUAAUAGCGGAAGAAAUGCAAACAGAGAACGCGACUCUUCGUAAAACGGUCCAAGACUUGAAGGAACAGUGCAACCACUUGCGUCUGAUCGUCGCUGACCGUAAUGGCGACUACGAACAAACUGUCAGACUACAGGACGAGGUCGAAGUUCUGAAAGGUCAAUUGCUGCUUCAACAAGAGAAAUACAGGGAAGAUGUUGCCUCGCUGAAUCACCGACACUCUGACGAGAUUCAGAAAUACAAAGUGUUGCUAAUGAACGCCAAGCAGAAUGCCGUUUCCGUUCAAAAUAAAAAGAGAGGACAAACAAAGGACUCGAAUAAAAGCAACAAGAGUACAACGUGUUUCAGGUGGCCAGAGUUGGACAUAGAAAAGAGUAACAGCACCUCCAUGGAUAUCGAGGAAGAAAUCGUUAAAAAUGGUACAAGAAACAAGAAAAGAAAGUUAUUUCACGAAGAUAACGACACUGCGAUUAAUAUCGUUUAAAAUAUGUACUUUACGUAAGAAUCUACAUAUAGGUACAUACACAUGUAUGUUACAUAAGUAAUCGACGAUGUCGUUAAAUUAAGUAUCCAUGGGUAGCUAAGAAAACAAGAAAGAGCUUUUAUUUUUACCAUUCCG